Messenger RNA from Adelges cooleyi (spruce gall adelgid), 1022 nucleotides. RefSeq lists its product as uncharacterized. The transcript is spliced from 9 exons. NCBI's taxonomy places the organism in Eukaryota, Metazoa, Arthropoda, Insecta, Hemiptera, Adelgidae. The record is from RefSeq and is a predicted model, not a curated record. Bases 237 to 977 code for a protein of 246 amino acids.
AAAGCAAAAUAUAUUCGAAAAAUAUCAUAUUAUUAUUUGUCUGCGUGGCGUUGUACUUUUUGCAUUGUCAUGGUGGUAAUCCUAUCCCAGAAGAACUUGAACUGAUAAGAAACGCAUUCGUACAGCAUACAAAUCAUAAAAAUGUGGUAAACGUUGGUAGUUUAAAACGAAUAAUCGAUGACAUAGUAAAGAAAUCAGGCACGUCCAGAGAACCUCCCAGUCUUGAACAAUUGAUAAUGCAAUAUAAAGAUGAUAGUACAUUUACAAUCGACGAAGUUGAACUCAUCGUUCAAGAAUAUUUACCUUCCCAAGAUCCGAAAAUAAUGGAAAUGAUUAGCAACACUAUCAAAAAAUAUAAAAGGACAACUAGCAUAGACUUUGAAAGUGUAAAAGAUGUAAUUAAAGAAGUAGCGGAUAAAACGGGCAUAUUCAAAUGCAUAUCACCCUGUCUUGAUGAACUACAAACGGAGGCGCCAAACCGUAAAUUCACAAAGGACGAAGUUAAAAGAAUUGCCCAUGAAUUUGUAGUAUUUCAAGACCCGAAAUUAACGCAAAUUAUUAGAAAAAUAGUCAACAAAUUUGAAAAGCCAGAUGACAUGAACUUUAACGAUGUAAAAGGUGUCAUUAAAGAAGUAGCAAAAGUAACCGGGCUACCGGAAGAAUUUCCCAGUCUUGAAGAAUUGCGAAUGACUGGAUCAAACCGUAACUUCACAGCGGAUGAGGUUGAAAGAAUCGCCAAAGAAUUUUUAGCUUUCCAAGAUCCGAAUUUGAAGAAAAUAAUAACAGAACUAUUCGACCAACACGAAAAGCCAGAUGGUAUAGAAAUUAAAGAAUUAAAGGGUGUAAUUAAAAAUGUUAUAACGGAAACGGGCACAACUACAACAUUCUCCGGUGUUGAUAAACUGAAAAAGGCAAUAUCAGACUGCAAGUUUACUGUGGAGGAAGUUGAAACCAUUGUCAAUGAUUAUUUAUUUUGAUUUAAGUGUUUGUCUAUUGUAUUAUCUGCUAUUAAAUAAUUGCAU